This is a messenger RNA of Ricinus communis (castor bean), 2013 nucleotides long. RefSeq names its product ankyrin repeat-containing protein At2g01680. Lineage: Eukaryota; Viridiplantae; Streptophyta; Magnoliopsida; Malpighiales; Euphorbiaceae. Gene Ontology annotation, molecular function: protein phosphatase regulator activity; protein phosphatase 1 binding. The coding region runs from base 1 to 2013 and encodes 670 amino acids. The transcript has 4 exons. Gene Ontology annotation, cellular component: plasma membrane. The record is from RefSeq and is a predicted model, not a curated record.
AUGUUCCCAUGGUUUGUAAGAAAAAUUGACGCAAGGCUUGUCGAAGCAAUUGUUGAAGAUAAAAGAGAAAUUUUUAAUGAGCUAGUUGAAGAGGAUAAAGCAGUUCUUGAGCCAAGAACAAUCGACACAUGGAACACAGUUUUACACCUUGCUUCAAUCCAUGGACGGGUAGAACUGGCAAAGAAAAUCACGGAAUGCUGUCCUUAUAUGGCUGCUGCGGAGAACAAAAAGGGUGAUACUCCAUUUCACGAGGCUUGUCGCCGUGGGAACCUUGAGAUGUUAAGGCUGCUACUUGGGGUCAAUGCAGAAGCUGGAUAUGCUGCUAACGCAGAGAACCAUAGUCCUCUUUUCUUGGCUUGCAUUCAUGGCCAUCUUGAAUUGGUGAAACUCCUUUUGAAACGCCCUGAGCUGGUGCAAGUUGAUGGCUUCGAUCAAACUUAUCUUCGUGAUGCUUUAUGGCAGGCAGAUAUAGGUAUUGUUGAAGCAUUGGUAAAUGAGUUGCCAACAUUAGCAGAAAAGGGUGACAGGGAGGGAAAUUCAGCAUUGCACAAUGCUUGUAUCAAAGGGGACUUAGAUAUGGUUCGGCUCCUACUUCACAGAGGCAGCACAGAUGGCUGGUAUAAUAUAUAUGGCUACACACCUGUGCACUUGGCAGUGAAGAGUGGGAAUGUUGAAAUUGUUCAACACUUUUUGGAGGUCUUGCCAUCCAAUUUUCUAAUGCUCUCAAGCAAUGGUGAAUCAGUUUUUCACUUGGCCACGAGAUAUGGUAGAAACGAUGUUUUCUUCUACUUGGUGCACAAGUUAAGUAGUAAUGAUCAUAUCAUGCAUCUUUUACAGAGUAAAGAUGGAAAAGGCAACACCAUCUUACAUCUCGCAUGUGAUGUUAACUACAAGGUAAGAAUCAACUAUAUGCAUCUCACAUCAAGUUUGUUUCAGAUUGCAGAGUACUUCAUCCAGGAAAAGAUUGUAGAAGUCAAUGCCCAGAACAACAUGGAAUUCACAGCCCUUGACAUACUUGACAAUUCUGCUGGUUCUGGUGAAGAGAGACGAGCUCUUGAAACCUUAUUAAUCGAAGCAGGUGGUAAGAGAUGUGCAGACAUUAACGUUAAGGAAUUAGUGUACAAUAAAUACCAUUCACAGCCACUCCUAACCUCACGUCGUAAAUUUCAAGCCUUUAUUAAACCUAAAAGAUCUGCAGAAAUGAAGGACAAUAACGUCAAUGGAGUAGUGUCGAAUUACGAUUCACGGCCAACCCUAACUCGGUCACUUCAUAAUCGAGCCUUUAGUGAACCUGAAUCUCGUCUCCUACAAACUCCUCUUUUCAGCUCCACCGACGGCAGUGAUAGAUCUAGAAGAGGAAGUUCAAAAGCAAAACGCACAACCUCAUUAGAUCAUCAUAAGCAACGACAAGAAAACAAUCCUAAACGCAGCACAAGAAAGAUGGAAUUUUCCAACCUGGAAAAGAUGCAACAAGAGGCAUUGCAAAAUGCUAGGAGCACAAUCAUAUUAGUUGCAACUCCGAUAGCAACAGUGACAUUUACAGCAGGUAUAAAUCCUCCAGGCGGUGUUUACCAAGAUGGACCAAUGAAAGGAAAAUCAACUGCAGUUAAAACAAUAGCUUUCAAGGUUUUUGCAGUCACUAAUACUAGUGCAUUGUUCACUUCUCUUGCCGUGGUUCUUAUUCUAGUGAGGAUCAUCCCUUUCCGGAGAGAAGCUCAGAUAAGAAUAAUCAAAAUUGCUGAUAGGAUUAUGUUGGUGGCAGUGUCAUUCAUGGGAACGUGUUACCUUGCGGCCACAUGGCUGAUAAUGUCAUAUGGUCGAGGGAUAGAAUGGAUGCCUGUGACGGUUCUGCUUUUGGGUGCUAGCAUUCUGGGAAGUGUUUUCAUUGCUAUAUAUGUAAUGCUCGCUGAUCAGAAGCUAAGGAAAAGACAAUGGCAAGGGAAAAGUGGCAGGGAGAGGGACAUGGAUUCAGAUGUUGAGAGCAAUUAUGAGCGAGGAUAUUACUCAUUCUGA